Arabidopsis thaliana (thale cress) is the source of this 2000-nucleotide messenger RNA. RefSeq names its product GPI-anchored adhesin-like protein, putative (Protein of unknown function, DUF547). The record is from RefSeq and is marked reviewed. Lineage: Eukaryota; Viridiplantae; Streptophyta; Magnoliopsida; Brassicales; Brassicaceae. The transcript has 10 exons. The coding region runs from base 182 to 1393 and encodes 403 amino acids.
AACUCAUCUUCACAGAUGUCUCAAGCAGCUCUCUCUCUUUCUCUCUCUCUCUCUCUUCUUUCUCUGAUCACAAGGGUUAUUUGUCUGAAUCUCAUUCUAUUGAGUCAUUAUUGACCUCUGCAGAGAUCCGGACAAAGUUUUGAAACCGACCACAAGUCCAAGAAUCAUCGAUCAUACAACAAUGUCUGGAGACUCUCUGCUCACAUCUAAACAAGGAGGAGGUUCUUUGUCCAUAUACUCACAGCCAAAGAAUGUUACUAAAGAGUUCAACGGUCGUGAUUCCCCCAAGAACAGCAAAUUCCACCAUUACAGAUUUGAGCUCGAGCACGAUGUGAAGCGAUUGAAAAAUCAAUUGCAGAAAGAGACUGCAAUGCGCGCUCUUUUGCUGAAAGCUUCUGAUCAAAGCCAUAAGAUUGAGCUGUCUCACGCAUCUUCUCUUCCUCGCAGUGUUCAAGAACUUCUCACCAAUAUAGCAGCUAUGGAAGCUACGGUCUCUAAGCUCGAACAAGAGAUCAUGUCUCUGCAUUUCUUGCUGAUUCAAGAACGAAACGAGAGAAAACUUGCCGAGUACAACCUCACCCAUUCUCUAUCUCCACCUAAUGCUUUAGAUUUGGUUAGACUUUCCGAAAAGAAUGAAAGUCUACGCCCUAAAGACCACAAAGCACAACCUAGAAGCAAAGUGGCAAAGUCCUUGCAGAGUUUUGACAAUGCUAAUGAACUAUCCAAGGAGAUGAUCAGAUGCAUGAGAAACAUAUUUGUGUCUCUAGGAGAGACAUCUGCAGGAUCCAAAUCCUCACAAGAGACUGCCAGUGUUUCUUCUCGUGAGAAUCCUCCAUCAUCAUCAACGUCAUGGUGGUCUCCUUCAGAACACUCACGGAUCUCCAGGUGGGCACAGAGUCCACGGAUCGAUAUUCAGAAGAACUCAGAUGUUUUAGCCACAGAGAGCGAUGUGUUUGAUCUUUAUACAGUCCAAGGAAAGCUGAGCUGGGCUGACAUCGGGAGUUACAGAUCUGCAACUGAAGUGGCUUCAAUGUCUGUUGAGGAGAAAAGGCUCGGAUAUGCUUCAGAUGAGUUAUGGAGAUUCAGGAACCUCGUUGAAAGACUUGCCAGAGUAAAUCCAGCAGAACUAAGCCACAACGAGAAGCUUGCCUUCUGGAUCAACAUAUACAAUGCCAUGAUCAUGCAUGCAUACUUGGCUUACGGCGUACCAAAAACUGACUUAAAGCUCUUCUCCUUGAUGCAAAAGGCUGCUUAUACAGUUGGUGGCCAUUCAUACAACGCAGCAACGAUCGAAUACAUGACUUUAAAGAUGAGCCCUCCUCUGCAUCGUCCUCAAAUUGUACUAAACUCACCUUCUUUAUUUUCUGCAAUCUCUUCACUUUCUACUCUAUAACUCUUACCUAAACCGGGAUAUUCAGGCUCUGCUUCUCUCCAUUCUCAAGCUGAAAGUAUCAGACGAACAGAGACAAGCGGGGAUAAGUACACCGGAACCUCUAGUGUCAUUUGCUCUCAGCUGCGGGAUGCACUCAUCUCCUGCGGUGAGAAUAUACUCAGCCGAGAACGUAGGAGAAGAACUUGAAGAAGCUCAGAAAGAUUAUAUCCAGGCGUCAGUGGGAGUGAGCCCAAGGGGAAAGUUGAUUGUGCCCCAAAUGCUUCACUGUUUCGCCAAGAAAUCUGUCGAUGACUGCAAGGUUGCUCUGUGGAUUUCUCGUCAUUUGCCUCCUCGCCAAGCUGCAUUUGUUGAGCAGUGUAUUCACAGGCGACAAUGGUGGGGUUUUCUGGGUUCAUCUAGUAGCAAAUGCGGCAUAGUUCCUUUUGAUUCACGGUUCCGAUAUUUGUUUCUUCCGUAGCAAGGCAUUGAUUCACAAUGAUGUGAUUAAAGCAAAUACUGUUCCGAUCCUAGGGUUUAGAUCUAUGAUUAUUUAGGUGAUUCAAUCUUAUUUUCUCAAACUAAUAAACAAAUAAAUGGAUUUAGAUCUGCUCAACGAAAUAAAGAAGAC